AUGCCUCUCACAGAUAUUUUCUAUGAUUACGUUGAUAAGGGCUUGUUGCUCGGUUUCAUAGAGAGAUGGCACUUUGAGACAAGUAGUUUCCAUGUCCCUGUAGGGGAGAUGUCGAUCACUCUUGACGAUGUCUCCACUUUACUUCACCUUCCAGUACUAGGACAAUUAUGUGAUUUGGAGGAGUUGGAGUUUGAGGAGACUCGUACAACCCUUGUAGAACUGCUCGGCAUUGAUGGUGGCGCAGCUGGUGUUGAGACGGAGGAUGCACAUGGUCUGAAAGUCAGACUCAGCUGGCUAAGAGAGAUAUAUGUUCAGAGAUGUAACGCGUGUGGUAUAUAUGCUUGGAGUGUUCCUACACUCGCCCAUUUGUACGACCAGCUCGGGGGAAUGCGAAGUUGGACAUACGAGUAUUUUCCUACCAUGGGAAGGAGGAGGUUGGUGUCUUCUUAUGAUGAGACCACACCACGUGCGGCUAGGUGCAGAGCCCUCGGCAGAGUUCGACUCUUGCGGAGAUUCGGUCGCCAGUUGGAUGGCCUGACAUACAGUGGAGUUGUAUGGCAUCCAUAUGAGGGACAUCGGGGCAUUCGUCCAUUCUUUGGCAUUGGUAUGUAUUCUGAUGGAUUGGAUUAG
Vigna umbellata (rice bean) is the source of this 630-nucleotide messenger RNA. The record is from RefSeq and is a predicted model, not a curated record. NCBI's taxonomy places the organism in Eukaryota, Viridiplantae, Streptophyta, Magnoliopsida, Fabales, Fabaceae.